GCGAUUUUCACUUUCACUUGUCACCUUCAAAACCUCGCAGUGUGCUUGAAUUUAAGUGUCUGCCUUUUUUUGCUUUCGACCAUCAUGACUUUCAACGCGACGACCGUCGCCGCUGUGGCUCAGACUACUACUCAGCAGCUCUAUGCAAACAUUGAUUUCACGAAACUCAGUUGGCUUGAGCAGAUGUGGGCUGCUUGGUACAUCUGGAUUGACAACCCAAUCAUUGCAACGGGCCUCAUGAGUUUCUUGCUCCAUGAGUUUGUAUACUUUGGACGUUCCAUCCCUUGGAUUAUCAUCGACGCUAUUCCUUAUUUCCGCCGGUGGAAACUCCAGCCUAACAAGGUUCCCACUGCCCAAGAGCAGUGGGAGUGUACGAAAAUGGUGCUGUUCUCGCAUUUCACCAUCGAACUUCCAGCUAUAUGGUUAUUCCACCCUAUGGCAGAGAACUUUGGUAUGAGUACCUGGCAGGUUCCUUUCCCUUCAUGGACAACCAUGUUCCCGCAAAUCGCUAUUUUCUUCGUCUUUGAAGAUAUGUUCCAUUACUUUGCCCACCAGGCACUUCACACCGGCGCAUUGUACAAGCAUAUUCACAAGAUUCAUCACAAGUAUUCGGCACCUUUCGGUCUUGCUGCUGAAUACGCCCACCCUGCUGAAGUCUUCAUUCUUGGUACUGGUACCAUUGCUGGACCCGUCUUGUACUGCUGGUACACUCGUAACUUGCACAUUUUCACGGUCUACAUUUGGAUUACGCUUCGUCUCUUCCAAGCUAUCGAUGCUCACAGUGGCUACGACUUCCCCUGGUCGCUACAGCAUAUCAUCCCCUUCUGGUCAGGUGCCGAGCAUCAUGAUUUCCACCACAUGGCCUUCACGAACAACUUUUCCACCUCUUUCCGGUGGUGCGACCGCAUUUUUGGCACUGAUGACAAGUACCGCGAGUAUCGUGCACGCAUCACUGCCCAAAAGGCGGCAAUGAAGAACAAGAGCAAGUCUGAGCGUGAAGAGGCUGAACGCAAUCUCAUUGCAGAGAUUGAAGCCGAGGGUUUACGUGCAGAGGCUAUUGCUGAGGGGAGCAUGCCUGCCCCAAAGACCGUUAAAGUCCAGUAAUUGGAUCUAGAUACGGUGAUAAGGACACAUUUGCAUGAUUUCAUUCAAUCAAUACCCGUAGACAUGCAAUAAUAAAUAUAUAGUUAAUUGAUUUUUUUGUUUCGCGGAGUGGAGAAAA
Molecule: messenger RNA, 1222 nt
Organism: Suillus discolor
Lineage: Eukaryota; Fungi; Basidiomycota; Agaricomycetes; Boletales; Suillaceae
Exons: 5
Coding region: 85-1104 (339 amino acids)
Biological process (GO): ergosterol biosynthetic process
Molecular function (GO): iron ion binding; C-4 methylsterol oxidase activity
Source: RefSeq, a predicted model, not a curated record